Molecule: messenger RNA, 2390 nt
Organism: Penaeus indicus
Lineage: Eukaryota; Metazoa; Arthropoda; Malacostraca; Decapoda; Penaeidae
Product: retinol dehydrogenase 13-like
Exons: 9
Coding region: 213-1172 (319 amino acids)
Source: RefSeq, a predicted model, not a curated record
ACAAAGAUCAAGACCCCGGCUACUCUGCGCCCUCGAGUUCUAUCGUUGUAAGCGAUAUAACUCAUAGUGUAAGAACGACAGGAACCCGUGAGAUAAUGUGAGAUACGAGGCAGAUAUGGUCAUUUUUUUACUGGUCUGAUCUUAUGUCAGCCAUUCUUCUCCCCCUUACUCUAUGCAGUUGCAGUGGAGAGGUGCUCUGAUAAGUGUACAAGAUGUGGUGGAUUGUACUUACCUUGCUAUCCCUGAUUGUAAUGGUCAGGGUAUGGUACAGACUGCAAUCAGGGCGCUGCACGUCUCAGAAAACAUUGGAUGGCAAGACUGUAAUCAUCACAGGUGCCUCUGCAGGUAUUGGUAAAGCCACAGCAUUUGACCUGGCAAGGAGAAAAGCUCGGGUCAUCCUUGCCUGCAGGAAUUUAGAAAAGGCUCAGAAAGUUGCAGAUGAGAUCAUAAGGGACACAGGAAACACUUCAGUCCUUGUACACAAGCUAGAUACAUCAGACCUCUCUUCCGUCCGAAGUUUUGCACGCGAGAUUAUCAAAACGGAAAAUUCUCUACAUAUUUUGAUAAAUAAUGCUGGAAUGGCUGGUCAUUAUAAAAGGGAACACACAGCUGAUGGCUUGGAGUUAACAAUGGCAACAAACCACUUUGGCCAUUUUCUACUUACCAAUUUGUUACUGAAUCUUCUGAAGAAAAGUGCCCCGAGCAGAAUCGUCAAUGUGUCUUCCAAAAUGCACGAGUUUUGCAGUAAGCUAGACCCAGAAGACCUCAAUUUCGAGAAGUGUUCUUAUAGCACUUUCACGUCGUACAAUCAGAGCAAACUGUGUAACAUCCUCUUCACACUGGAACUCGCAGAGAGGCUUCAUGGCUCAGGGGUUACAACAAACAGCUUGCACCCCGGAGCUGUGGAUACUGAAAUUACCUACAAAAUGGGUGGCUUUGCUGGUUACUCACAAGCAUUUUUGUUCAAGUUAAUGGGAAAGGAUUGUGAACUCGGUGCCCAGACCAUCAUCCACUUGGCAGUUGCAGAAGAAGUGGAAGGCAUAACAGGGAAAUACUUUGUUGAUUGCAAGGAAACAGAGAGUUCCAAGCUGGCUCAGCACAGAGGGAUUGCCAAAAAGCUGUGGCUUGCCAGUGAACUUGAUGUGAAGUUGGAAAAUGAGGAAAUGAAGUAAUCUUUAAGGAGGAAUACAGCAAAAUGUGUGUAUAUAUAUAUAUAUAUAUAUAUAUAUAUAUAUAUAUAUAUAUAUAUAUAUAUAUAUAUAUAUAUAUAUAUAUAUAUACAUAUAUAUAUAUCUGUAAGUGAAUUGUAAUAUAUAUUUGGCUUAUUGGUUUUGUUGAAAGCAGAGUAAAUUCACAUUAUAGGAGAUGCAGUAUAUGAUUUCAGAAUAAUCCAGCCCAUGUAAGAGCUUUGUUUUCAUUAUCUUCUAUAUCAAAGUAUAACUGUUUGGAAUAUUUUUUUUCUUUUCUCUUUAUGCAUUACUUCAACUGUCAGAUUCCACAAAAAUUAUUCUAUAUACAUUUCUCUUCUAAAACUGAAAAAAAAAACAAGAUACCCCAUCCUUUGCCUAGAUAAGACAAGACAGGCAAGUAUACCAUCCACUUUACCUGUGCAAGUCAUACCUGUGCCCUUCUACAGACCAUACAUCUUGCCAUGUAAGUGGAAGUGUCUCCUGUGUGUCAAAGACUUCCUGCUUUUUCUAGCUUCUUUUCUGAUUCAGCUUACAUUUAAUUUCUCUCAGGUGCUGAAUGCUUUGUCAGCUUUAAGAAUUACAGAUUUUUGUUGUUGAAAGAUUAUUAAUUAUAGAUUUUAUGUGUAAUAGCACUGGCUUGAUAGCCCUUAGCUUGACUUUUUAUUUAUUUAUUAAUUUUUUUUUUUUUUGUGUGUGUGUGUGUGUGUGUGUGUGUGUGUGUGUGUGUGUGUGUGUGUAUGUGUGUGUGUGUGUGUGUGUGUGUGUGUGUGUGUGUGUGUGUGUGAAGAGAGUCUAAAACUUCACUGCUUUUGAGUAGAUAGAAAGAUUAGAAAAAUAAUUAGUAAUCUCUGAAUUGACAGUGCUUAUGAAUUUAUUUUGCUUGAUAAUGGAAGUUGUUUGGAUUGAAAAUACCUCUAGUGAUCCACGUAAAACAACAACACAAAGAAUAUGUUCUCUGCAAACAACAAAAACUGUAGUCCAGGACAAGGAUAGCUUUAAAAGAUUGUCUGUAUUCAAAUCUGUAAUAUAUGCACUGCAAAGAAUAUAGAACAAAAGUGAAUGCUCAAUAUGUUAGUGUGUAUGUUAUUUUAAUACCAUGUAUAACAUUCGUCACAAUUUGCUUGAUAUCUGCUUUAUAUUGUGCAGUUCUCUAGUGUUUGCAUGAUUUUUGAUAUCUGGUAAAUAAAAUCAUAUGAAUUA